Messenger RNA from Felis catus (domestic cat), 10981 nucleotides. It is a transcript of the gene ZC3H12C, whose product is annotated as zinc finger CCCH-type containing 12C. NCBI's taxonomy places the organism in Eukaryota, Metazoa, Chordata, Mammalia, Carnivora, Felidae. Bases 2788 to 5346 code for a protein of 852 amino acids. The transcript is spliced from 6 exons. Gene Ontology annotation, molecular function: RNA endonuclease activity; mRNA binding; metal ion binding. The record is from RefSeq and is a predicted model, not a curated record. Gene Ontology annotation, cellular component: nucleus; cytoplasmic ribonucleoprotein granule.
CCAGACGGGCUUUUCACCUACAGAUGUUUUAAUGUGCUUAACAUUAUCCAAUACUAGCAACCAAGAUAGUCUAAAUACCCCAGCAGGAUCUGAUUAGCUUUUUCAGAUCACUGCCUUUAUUUGCUGUUUGCAAAAAAGCUUAAUCCAGUGCUAGAGAUCAGGCUCCCUGCUGAGCCCUUGGGUAGUUUUCUCUCAUUCUUUGUGUUCACAGUGGCAGGAAUUAGUGAGAAGAUUCCUCCUCCUCCUCCUGAAUUAAAGCUAUAAAGUAGUAACUAUAGUAGCAGGGGAUAAAGAGAAGAAAGGAAACCCAGGGGAAAAGAGAGGACUUUCUAUUCAUACUAAAGAGUUUCCUUUUUAUACACACAAAAAAGUUUUAAUAUGAAUUCAUAAAUAUUGACCUGUCUCUCUGAGUGCAUAGCUUAGGUUUUAUUAGGAUUUAGUUGUAACUACUUUGCUUUCGUGUGUUAUAUUUUUUAUUUCUUAUCUUGCUAAAUCAAACUCCAUUUUACCAAAAGAAGUACAUUUGCUAACCAUCCUAGUGGCCUUGAUUUAUGUUUCUUACUCCUUUUGCUCAUGAAAUUUUAAAGAGAAAUACCACCACGUCACUUUUAAAAAAUUUUUUAACUUUCUUCGCUUCUGUGACAUUCAUAUGCUUACCCAAGACAUAAAGUCUAAACUCUGUGUAAUUUACCUUAUAACUUGCAGUAAACUAUGUUAGAGAUGCUUUAUCUUUAAUGCGCUUACAACAUUAGACCAUAGGCUCACCUAACUGCAGAAACAUUACCGUAAAUAACCCUUGGCAGAAAAAGAAUGGUUUCUGCUUUAGACCUAAUAGUUACAUUUAGUUAGAAAAUAUUUCCACAGAUUUUGAACUUUUCUAACAUUUGGGAAUGAUAUACCUUAAUAAAAUAGUAAACUCUUUGGAGAAAAAAAUAUAGACAGUGCUCUAAAGUAUACUCUGUUUUUAUUUUAUUUCUGAUAACAGGACUUUUUUAGGCUUCUGGUAGGCAUAAGGAAUGUUUUCUUCAGUGAGAUAACUGAAAAUUUGUAACUGUAUGGAGUAGGCCUUCCUCUUGGGUUGUAAAUAGAGAAAAAUCUCAUUGACACUUGAGUGGACACAGUAAGGGCGUGGCCAGGAGUCCCAACUGGCAGUUUUCCCCCAAGUGUUCACAAAUGACCCUAACGGAGAGUAGCUCCAAUAUUUGUGAUUGGUUUCUAUCGUUAGGGGUGCUUUAGCCAAAUUUUACAUCUUGGCUCUCAUAAUGAUACAAUGAUAAAUCCUAGGCUGUGCAUAAUUCAGCCUGUAUCAGAAAGUCGAAUUUUAGUAGCAGCUCCUGCUUUACCUGGAGGAGAGUGAAAAGUGGGUGCGUGCUUGUGUGGGCGGGUGGGGGCGCGAGUUCACAAAAGUAGGUGGUGCGUCGGAGGUAGGUUUCCUUUAGCGGGGGGAGUAUUUUCACAACACCUGAGGGGUUGUAAAUUUUGGUUGAACUUCUUUAAUUGAGGCCACUCAGGAUGAAACUGCAGCCCUCAGAAGCAUGUAGUGGUAGCAUUGUAAGUACUGCAUUCUGGAAGUUGGAAAUAAAUCUGGGGUAACAAGCUUCCUCCCCGAGGAGGUCCAUUUUGGUCAUUCUUCCCCCCAUAUUUCUUCUUCAUAAAGUUAACUUGUUCCUGAGCUGGAAUUUGAGCUGAAAUACAAAUCCCUUUAACAGGUAUAAUAAUGUUGUAUAUUAGAACGUAACGAAAGCUUUUAUUUAAUGAGAUGGGUGAGUGGAAUCUGUAAUAAAAGAGUUUUACGUGGCGUUGCACGUGUGUAAGGUGAGCCGUGCUGGCGAUUUUAGGCUGAACGUAAGCAGUUUUGUCUAAAUGUAUAGUUUGGAUGACACAUUUGGCACACAGUUGGACCACACUCGUUUCGUCUUCCCACACUACAGGACUAGUGAACUCACUUUUUAAAAUUCUGUUUGUAAGCUCUUAUCGCUCCCCCUCCCUUUUUUGUCUUUGUAUUGCCUUGCAACAAACGAACCAAUACCUGAAAAUAUUUUGGAUUUCCCAGUGUUUCCAGAGAAAUCGUCUGACUGUAGCCUUCUGUCUCAUUUCACUAGUCACUCAUUUAUUAAAGAAAGGGAUUACUGCAGUAGGGAAUCGCUGCUUUGACACACUUCAUUUUCUUUAUUUCUCAAAACCCCAAAGCUAAUAGACUGGAGUGGAGCCUCAACUUUUUGGAAACAUGCAACUCUGACUACUUGAAAAUAGAAUUGGUUUCUUUGUUUGGUGCAUGAAAAGCAAGGAGGAAAAGCCGAAGGCCGCCCAAGCCAGGUGUUUCUUGUUGGCAGCCUGCUGCCUAAUGACUCGGCUCCCAAAGAGCAGCUGCCGGCGAGUGGCCUUUGUCUGGCCUAUUGUUGCCCGCACACCCCUCGUUAAUACACACGCUGCCCGGGGCAGGCCCCGGGAAUGACAUCAACUCGCUUAUCGUAGGAACCUGCGAACCUGACGCAGGGAGCCGAGCUUGGCCCGCAUCUGCCCAACUAAUUGUGAGCUCCCGCGCUGUGAUUGGCUGUCCCUCCACUCGGUAAUCGGUUCAGCCAAGACAUUGCCAUUGCAUCUGUCCAACCAUUCAUUGUUCUUCCUGGCUUGCCUGCACGUCUGCGGCUACCACUGUGUUAAGGAGUUCCCGCUGAAGCUGCUGCAGAAACGUCUUUGUAUUUUCCUGCUGCCGAAUACGGGGUGCUUUGCAUUCAGGAAUACAGAAAAAAUAGCAAAGUGGAGUCAAGUACACAUAACAGCUUCAUGGGCUUGAAGGAUCAUCUGGGGCAUGACCUAGGCCACCUUUAUGUGGAGAGCACUGACCCACAUUUAAGUACAUCUGUACCUUGGUCAAUGGUGGAAAAGCCAACAAUGGAUAAGGUUAAUUCCGGGAAGGAAGAGAAAGAGGUGUCUGAAGAGAAUGUGAGCUCUGGUGACUCUGAAGAAAGCACAAAUUCCGACAACGAGUCAGACCAGUCGAGAAGCAUUUCAGCAGAGCCAUGCUUAUUAACCAAGACUCACAGACAACUGUGUAGGUCUCCCUGCUUAGAGCCUCACAUACUCAAACGCAGUGACAUUUUGCAAGACUUUAAACCUGAGGAGUCCCAGACUACCUCCAAGGAAGUGAAGAAACCCCCCGAUGUGGUGCGAGAAUACCAAACGAAACUAGAGUUUGCACUGAAGUUAGGCUAUUCUGAAGAACAGGUUCAGCUUGUGCUCAAUAAACUCGGUACCGAUGCUUUAAUCAAUGACAUCUUGGGAGAGCUCGUCAAGCUUGGAAACAAAAGUGAGGCCGAACAGACGGUUAGUACGGUCAACAGUCUAACGCGGGAAGCGCCUUCCCUGGAGUCUCAGCGGUCGGACUCUCCGAUGCAAGAGCUCGUGGCGGAUGACGGGGAGAACCUGAGACCCGUAGUCAUCGAUGGCAGCAAUGUGGCCAUGAGCCAUGGAAACAAAGAAGUCUUUUCCUGCCGGGGAAUAAAAUUGGCAGUGGAUUGGUUUUUGGAAAGAGGCCACAAAGAUAUCACAGUUUUUGUUCCCGCUUGGAGGAAGGAGCAAUCCCGACCUGAUGCUCUUAUCACAGAUCAAGAAAUCCUGCGCAAAUUAGAGAAGGAGAAGAUCCUGGUGUUCACGCCCUCCAGGCGAGUGCAGGGGAGGCGAGUGGUGUGCUAUGACGACAGGUUCAUCGUGAAGCUGGCUUUCGAGUCGGACGGGGUCAUCGUGUCCAAUGACAACUACAGGGACCUGGCCAAUGAAAAACCAGAGUGGAAGAAGUUCAUCGAUGAGCGGUUGUUAAUGUACUCGUUUGUCAAUGACAAGUUCAUGCCUCCAGACGACCCCCUUGGCAGACACGGCCCAAGCCUCGAUAAUUUUCUGAGGAAGAAACCUAUUGUUCCUGAACACAAAAAGCAGCCUUGUCCAUAUGGGAAGAAGUGCACCUAUGGCCACAAGUGCAAAUACUACCAUCCCGAGAGGGGCAGCCAGCCGCAGCGGUCGGUGGCUGACGAACUCCGGGCCAUGUCCAGAAACACGGCGGCCAAGACGGCGAACGAAGGCGGGCUGGUGAAAAGCAACAGCGUCCCCUGCAGCACUAAAGCGGACAGCGCCUCGGAUGUCAAACGAGGCGCGCCCAAGAGGCAGUCGGACCCCAGCAUCAGGACUCAAGUCUACCAGGACCUCGAGGAGAAGCUGCCCACCAAAAACAAAUUGGAAACCAGGUCCGUCCCCUCUUUAGUUAGUAUCCCGGCGACUGCCACUGCAAAACCCCAAAGCGCUACGUCUUUAAGCAACGGCCUUCCAUCCGGAGUUCACUUCCCACCUCAGGAUCAAAGACCCCAGGGGCAGUAUCCUCCGAUGUUGAUGGCAACCAAAAAUCACGGCACGCCAAUGCCUUACGAACAGUACCCCAAAUGCGACUCGCCUGUGGACAUCGGGUAUUACUCCAUGCUGAACGCCUACUCGAACCUGAGCGUGUCCGGCCCGCGCAGCCCCGAGCGCCGUUUCUCCUUGGACACGGACUACAGGGUGAGCUCCGUGGCUUCCGACUGCAGCAGCGAAGGGAGCGUGAGCUGCGGGAGCGGCGACUCGUACGUGGGCUACGGCGACCGCCCGUACGUCAGCUCUCCCGACCCCCAGCUGGAAGAGAGCCUCAAGUGUCAGCACGUGCACCCGCACAGCCGCCUUAAUUCCCAGCCCUUCCUGCAGAACUUCCACGACCCCGUGACCCGAGUGCAGAGUUACAGUCACGAAGAACCAAAGUACCACCCCAAGGCGCCUCUCCCGCACCUGGCCGUGCACCUGCAGCACCCCGCCGUGGGGGCCCGGGCCAGCUGUCCCGGCGACUACCCCUCGCCGCCCGGCUCCGCCCACUCCAAGGCGCCGCACCUGGGGCGCGCCCUGGUGGCCACCCGGAUCGACAGCAUCUCCGACUCCCGGCUCUACGACGGCUCUCCCUCCCGCCAGCGGAAGCCUUACUCGCACCAGGAGGGGCCGGGGGGCUGGGAGCGGCCCGGCUACGGGGUGGACGCGUACGGCUACCGGCAGACUUACUCCUUGCCGGACAGCUCCACGCAGCCCUGCUACGAGCAGUUCACCUUCCAGAGCCUCCCCGAGCAGCAGGAGCCCGCCUGGCGCGUCCCCUACUGCGGGCCGCCCGCGGAGCCCCCGAGGUACCAGGACAGCCGGGAGAAGGUCUACGUCAACCUGUGCAACAUCUUCCCGCCCGACCUCGUGAGGACGGUCAUGAAACGGAACCCUCACAUGACAGACGCCCAGCAGCUCGCCGCAGCCAUUUUGGUGGAGAAGUCCCAGCUGGGUUAUUGAGAGACGAUGCAUCUUUGUGGUGUUUAGUAGUUUUUUGUUCAGCUCAAACGCUGAGGGAGGUUUGCUACAAUAGCACAUGUGAUCUCCUUCUCGGCAAGGAGGUUCUAUAGUAUCCAUUUCUGUGAAGUACUGUAUCAUGGAAUCUGUAUGUAUCGCCCCACCUAGUGGAAAUAUCACGGGAUUGCUUUACAUGGAAACUUUUUUUUUUAACAUUUCCUUUUUAAAGCUCUCUCCUCGGCUGGAGAUUUUUCCAGUUUGAUUUCUUAGAUGUCUCUGUGAUCUUUGAUAUUCCUCUUUGGUGCAUCAGGGGUUUAUAUGCAGCACUUUUUAUCCUUGUUUCGUGUUUUCUUAACUUGGUGUUUGUCUAUCAAUCGCGAGCAAUUACGAUACCUUCACAACGUUGAACAUUUGACUAGACCCUAGCCAACUAUUUUUUCAAGCCAAGCUUCAUUGGAAUCUUUUACAGCUUUUUAAGUUAUUUUUAUUUGGGGAAAGUGGGCUUCUUUGUGCUAGAAUCAUUAUUUAUAGAAACAAAGAUAUACUACCGCACUGACUUUAUAUUUGAAACAAAACGGAAGUUACCAGUUUAUGUUGAAAUGGGUAACCGUCUAUAUAUUAGAAUGAUUUACAAUAUGGCACUUUUCAUUGUUCUAGUUUUGUUCGGAUUUUUUUUUUCUGUUAAGUAAUGAGUUAAUUUAAUAUGGUUGAUUUAAAGGAAAGCAGAUGCAAUCAAUGGAAAAAAUGGUUUCCAUUUUAUUACUAUUUUUCUUACCCAAUAAGGCAAAAGCCGCGUGUGCUCCAGCGUAGAGCUGUGUGACCCAGCUAUGAUGUGCUUCUAGACGGUAGAAACGGAAUUGAAUUCCCAGAUCCUCCUUAACCUGUAUUUUUAAUGUGUUUGUCUUUUUCUUUUGGGGGCACAACAAGACUGGAUAAAAUCACCCUUUCACAAUACUUGCCUGUUUUUAAUGAAUCUAAUUAUUCUCAAUGCAACUUUUAUAUUUAAUAUACUCUUUAGCUUUCCCGCUAUUUAUCAAGGCUGGCCUGAGGGGGGGGGGGUGGGUUGUGUGUUGAGCAUAUGCAAAGCUGACUGGUACUGCACUAGAGGGAAGCUGGUGGUGGUGGACUUGUAAAUGGUAACUUAAAACGUUUGUAAGAUAGUGUAUAUUUCCCAUUUUCCUGAAGGUAGUUUUUUUUUUGGGGGGGGGGGGGCCUGUUAUAUUAUUAAGGCCAGAUUCUUGCCACAAAUAGUGUAGUUUUAGCUACAGACUAAAGUCUGUUCUAGUAUUAGUAAGGGAUAUUUCUGGUUUCCAAGUCAUGGGUUUUGCUAGAUGCGAAUUCACGUUUGUCUUUAAAGGGCGGACCUCGCACGCGGGGGCCGACGGCGGGGGGGUUGUCACGACCUCCACUGUUGCCUCCAGGCUCUGAGAUUUUCUCCGUGUGACAGACUCCUCUGAUCUCUGCCUCGAGGCCCUGGUCGUUCUGAUUACCCUACAUGCCACAGUUUGAAGUAAAGCCCUGAAAAGCCAGAAAGUACCUUUUACUGUUGAUACAAAUUGUAUCUUUUUAACUCUAAGAACUAUUUUGAUUUGUAGAUCUAGUGAACACACCAAUGUGUAACUAUGAUUAGACUUUUGGGCAACAUUUUAUCCCUUAUUUAAAUACAAAAUUUUAAAGUAAAAUUGAGGUCUAGACUAGGGUAGAGCAUAAAAAGUAACAAUUUAGGUAAAUAAAGGUGUCUGUGUUAGUUUUAUAUAAUACAUUAAAAUAAAUUAAAUACACUUAUUGGCAUUUUCUUUCUCCUAAAACUUACCUAGUGAGAACUUAAACAAAAUAAAGGUAAAAUGCUGCCUGAAAAUAACGUCCGAGCACCUUUGACUAGGAUAACAUUUUCACUACUUGUGUGACACUGUGUGUCACAUCGAGUAGGAAUCGGGUACACAGUAAAUGCUUCUAAAAGGCAUUGUGCAUAUUGACAUAUCCAAUAAUCUGAACCGUGUUCAGCAAACUUAAUUCAGGAAAGUGGCGUUCUACAUAAUUAUUGCUGUUGUUUUUGAGGUGAGGGUGGCCCUCGUCUGUGCCCGGAAACCGUGCGGACGGUGCCACACCUGCCAUUCCGAGGGGUGUCUGAGCGCGACCCUGCUCACUCGUGACUCCGUUCUCCUCGAUUCCGUCGGUCAACUAUCUGUAGAACAAGUUUCAGUGUAGAGGCUAAAUGAGUGCCAAAAAUAGGGUUACGAGUGUGGAGUACCUUUUACUGUAGUCCUGUUCUAAGCCUUUUUUGUUUUGUUUUGUUUCCCGUAAGCGUGCAAGCGUUUGUAAAUUCUAGGUUUUGCUUCCAUUUUCUUAGUCUUGGCAUUUCCGUUAGCUGAAGAUUCUGCCACACUUUACUGCAUUUAUUGAAAUGAGGUCUUCGGUGAAACGUAGGUCCUACUUUUCACGUGGCCUGCUCACCGUUUGUAGCCGUCUGUCAUUGCUUCCUGGCUUCUAGAUUAAGGAAAAGUAGUUGUAGCUUGUGAGCACCUGUCCUGAAGUGACUAGCUCUGAACGACUCACACUGAAAUCCUUCAGUGUAAUUCACUGUGAGUUAAGAAAUAGCAGUUUUCUUAAGAGGACAAUUUGUCCCCCCCUCCUUUUUGUUUUGUUUUGGUUUUGUUUUGACACCCAUGUGGCUUUCAGAGCUUAAGAAUGAGAUGGUUGGCAGACUUUAGAUACAGCGAAUUCUUGAUGAUCUAAAGCAAUAAGUAAAAGGAUCCAUCAUUCAAUUAAAUCCGUAGCUGAUCCCAAACCUUCAUUGUCGCCAAAACUUUCACCUUAAUCCUGUCUUUCACCAGACUUGCUAAUAAAUAACUGGAAAGGGAGGGAGGUAGUAGGAUAACUGCCCCAAGUGGUCAGCUGAGAGAAGAGAACGAAUUCAGAUUGGAAUCUUCUGCCCCGAGUAACUGACAGUUGACGGUACUUUGCACAGUCAUUAGCCGGUUCCUUGUCUCUGUGUCUUACUACAGAGGGAGUAGCACCCAGCUGGCCAGUUACUGGCCGUCAGUAUUUCCUCCUUUCUUGCACGUGAUAAUGUCAGUUUUCAGUCUGUUGAUGAUCUCUGUAUCCUGAUAGAGUUUGUCAUUGACCUCAACAUUGAAUGAAAUGCACACCAGUAUAAAAUGAUACUGGUAGAAACUUGAACUUUGUGCUUUUAUGAAAUUUCCUUUAUGAGAAUAUGUAAUAUAACUAAUAAGCGCGGUUUUCUAUGUAUAUAUACACACAUGCAUACAUAUUUGUUAUCAAGUAUUAAAAACAGGAGGGUGGUAGGCUUUCGGUGGCUAACUUUCCCUUCGUUGAACUAUGUAUGUUUCUGAGUUGCGGACGACCAAGCCUGGAGUCUGGAUGACCAAUGAUAAGAUUUAGAACCACUUGAAUGGAAAGCAACUCUUCAAUGGUUUUAUUCCUGGUAUUUUUAAAGAGUUAUUUUGAUAAUUUUAAUAGAGUGUGUAAUUUUAAAACACACACACACACACACACACACACACACAAAGUAGUAUUGAUUAUACAGAUAAUUAUUUAACAUGUCUUUUAUGGAUGUAUCUAUGUAUAUGGACAGUAAUAUAUUUAUAAAGCAAAUAUACUUUGAUUAUGUCGUAGCUGUUAGUUUGUGAUAGGUUAGAGGGUGCCUCUGGGUACAGAGGUGUGUGUGUUUUGAAAACUCUCGAGCUGUUUUUCCCCCAAUUUAAUGGCACUGACCCUAAGGUAUAUUUGGUUGUCGUUCUCAUUUUUGCUGUCGGACUUCCUUAUAUAAGAUGAGCUUCCUAGGUAUACACCAGCCAGUCAAAUGAAGCGUAAAUACAUGAACUGCACACGUGCAUGAGAAUAAGAGAAAGCAGAGUUAAGAAAAGUAGAGAAACUGCGUUAUUUUUGAUUGGUCUGGGCAACUCCUCCGGGCAGAGGUUGACGGGCGUUUUCUAUAAAGGAUCAGACAGUAACUAAGUCAGAGUUCGAGAAUCAUACACCCCGUAUAAACUACUCACCUCUGCACUUAGACCAUGAAAGCAGCCACAGACAGGAACGUCAACGAGCCGUGUGGCUGUGCAGCAACAGAACCUGACUUAGGCCAGUCUGUUCAUCUCUGUCCUAGAGGGAGAAAAACAGGCCUAUGAAGCAGUAAGCUCUGAUCCAUGUUAACGUAGACGUGAGAACCAUAUUUCAGUUGAUGCUGUUGAUGGCUUUCAAAAGAAGAUUUUGAGCCUGUCCUAUUAAAGCAUCUUUCUUAUUCAGUCACACCCAUUAUCUAUUAGCGACAUUUCUUAACGUUGAACCGCACACAAAGAAAGCAUUUGGUCAACAGAUCUUUUACUAAGUAUCGAAUUUUUUUCACGAACUUUGUAUUUCUAUUGAUAAAUGGGAACACCUUACCUACAUUUUGUGUUUUAAGGGCCUCACGGACCAAAAAUUCUGUUGUAUUUUGAAAGUUAGCAUGUAAUUAGCCACAAAAUAUUUUAAAGACUGCAUUUAUCCGUUCUGUUUUUCUGCUGGUUUUUUGACUUCUAAAAAAAAAAAAAAAAAAAAAAAAAAAAAGAUGACAGAUGUGCCCUUCUUUAAAAGUGGUUUUAAAGAAGAUAAACAUACUGUAAUGUCACAUACUAUAUAGCUUUAUUCUGUAAGAUUUAAAUUGUGACCAGUGUAACUGUAGCGAUAAUGUGAGUGCAUUUGCUGUAUUGUGGCUCUCUUUACAAGAAUCCAAGUGUAUCCCUGCUCUCUCUGUCCAGAUCUUUAGUGUAGCUUCUUGAGACACCUUAGGACUGUCCUUGGUGAAUAUUCUGAACACGGUCACGUGUGAUUUUAAGUCCGUCGGCACCACACACGGUCGGGCACGUUCACUCACAGCACUGUCGUCGGUGGUGGUCACAUUUUCACACCAUUUCGCCGGGAACAGUAAAUGGGGUGGAACACCACCGUCCAGUUUAGUUACUUUAUUUUAAAAUUGCAACACACCUCCAGCUCUUGACCGCAUCCACUGUUUAAAAAGGUCACUUCCCCCGGCCCUUUAAGGUCAUCUGCUCCCCUGCUUUUUGCUUCCCUUACAAUAACACGGUUAUGUGCUAGGAGUAGCUUUUUCCCUAAGGUCCGUAGCCUCUAAGAUUUAAAAACAAUUUAAGGUUUUGACCAUUUGGCAGUUAAAAUUUUUUGGAGAAUUUGGUGCAUGUCUUCAUUUAGUUUUAGAAAAUUUUAAAGUUCCACUUUUCAACCACAUGUCCAAUCUGCCAGUCGUCUGUCUAGGUAUUUCAAAAGAAUAACCAAUUGUUUGCUGUCCAUUAAAGCUUUUGACCCCUCUCGUAAAGCAGCUUAUGUCUUUAGGGAAAAAGACCUUGAAAAGCAGUGGCUUGUUUUUUUAAACGGUUUAGGUUUUAGAUUUUCUUCGUUUUUUUUUUUUUUUUAACUUAUGUUUCCUAGCCAACACAAAAUACCCACAAACAUGCGAACCUCCUCAGAGACGUAAACGUAGUGCUGUACGUGACCAGAGACUGAUCUCAUCUUCUCCUGUGAGGUGGUGUUCUUCCUGAACCCUAGACGCGUGCCGAUAGAAUUUCCAAUUCAGCCCUUCAGACUUUUCUUCUAGGAAAAUAAAGUCAAGAAUGUUUAGAACCAC